AUGAUCGCGGGGCGGCGGCUGGGACGGGCCCGGGGGCCGGGGCGGGGCUGCGGCCGGCCCCGGGACCAAUGCCCGGUGCUCGCUGCCCGGGCCCGGGGCGCUCGGCCGUCGGAGAGCGGUGCGGGCAGUCCCGGGACUGCUGCGGGGACCGGCCCGGCCCGGCCCGGCCCGGUGGAAUUGCGGAGUGGGCGGUGCGGGACCCUGCCCGCGCCCGGCUCGGACCGCACGGGGCCGGACAUCCGUGCGGCCCCCCCGAUGCCCCCACCGGAGGCCGGGAGCGGCCGGGAUCGGGUUAUGAAGCUUUCUGCAGCAAGACUUGAAGCAGCCAGACUCCAGCUUACAUCAAAGCCCCUGGGAUUCACUUGUGAUUUCUGGAUGGAGUAUGGCGAGUUGCAAAGCGUGGUGGGAGCAGACAAUGCUUGUGCUGACAGCAGAGGUUGAAGUGUUUCCCGUCAUGGAAAAGAUGAGCAAGCCAGUUCCACAUCAGCUUUCUUUUCUGAGACCUGGGGUCAGCAAAUGUAUGAGACAGGUAGACUCACUUCUGGCUGACAGCACUUCUCAAAGACUCAGUCUCCAGUCCUGGGAGCAUGGCCAUGGUGUGGGGUGAGUGCUGUACAGGAGUCACUGGUUCUGAGUGUUGCUGGUACCACAUUAAUUCUGCACUGGGGGAGGAAGGACCUGAGCUUUUGAUUUCUGAAGGAUAUUGCUUUGAUAAAUAAAGAAAAUAUUUAACUACUGCAG
Onychostruthus taczanowskii (white-rumped snowfinch) is the source of this 741-nucleotide messenger RNA. Its product is annotated as probable cysteine desulfurase. Bases 1 to 441 code for a protein of 146 amino acids. NCBI's taxonomy places the organism in Eukaryota, Metazoa, Chordata, Aves, Passeriformes, Passeridae. The record is from RefSeq and is a predicted model, not a curated record. The transcript is spliced from 5 exons.